This is a messenger RNA of Porites evermanni, 11952 nucleotides long. The record is from the annotation of a GenBank genome assembly. Lineage: Eukaryota; Metazoa; Cnidaria; Anthozoa; Scleractinia; Poritidae.
AUGAAGGCAUUUUUCCUCGUUGCUGCUUUGUUGUUAGGUACCUCUAGCGCAAAUCCACAGGCAUCAAAAAGAACUCUAACUUGUUCAAGUAAGAGAAUAAUAAUCCCUUUUAGAAUUUUUUUGUUUUUCGAACUCCUUUAACUUGACUAAAAUCUUUCAUAAUUUUAUUUGUGGUUAAAAAAAUAUUAAUAUUAAAUGACACAGGCCUAUAACUGAACUGUGAUCUUGCCCAACUGAGUUAAAAAGAAAUUCUUUCUGAUAAAAGGAUACAAGAACAGCACUGGUUAUUUGACCAGUAGUUUUAGGCUUGGGUCAAUAGCUUUACCCGCCAGGUUAGAAAAUGAAAAUAGUUUAUUGGUGGUUACGGUGGAACAGGGCCUGAGGAAAUGGAACGUUAGCAUUUAGAAGUAAAUUUAGCAUACAGAAGUAACUCGUUGUCCUUAUUUGCAGUAAGGCCCGUGAUAUGUUACGCGACUCUUUUUUGUUUCACAAAAUUUGGGAUGCAUAUAUGAACAGCGGCGAGUCCUACUCUGCUCUAACGCUAGGUCCUUAUCUCGGCCACAUGCACGCAAGCCAAACUGUGGUUUCGGUACAAUAGCAUCGGAACUGGUCACUUAUCUUAAGACUAGGAUAAACUUUCUUCAUCGUUUUUCAAUAACAUUGUUUUUUUAUUAUUAAUAAUAAACCCUUUUUACUUUCUAAAUGACUGUUUUUUAUACGAUCUUACUUAUUUAUUUAUUUUAUUUAUUUAGAAUUUCCGCGUCAGCUAUCAGGAAGACUCUAUUUGGUGAGAGAAACUUUUUUAUACUAAACUCCCCAUUCGAACAAACUAGUGAGUAAUAACCAAAUAUGCAAGCGAAUAUAACUGUUCAGUGCGAGAGCACAUUGACGAAAAACUAGCAAAAACUGAGCAUCCCAGUCCUCGUGUCACUUCAACCGAAAACAAGUCAGAUUUUUUUACCGAACUACUUUUGAAGUUGUCGUCACCUAUUUUUCCUUUUAUGUCACUGCUUAAGCAAAACAUGAAAAACACGAGAAUAAGGAGCAUGAUCUUCUCUCUUGUCUUUCUUUUCCUUUUCUAUUGGUGGAGAAAGGGGUUACCGGUAUUAGAAUAAUGAUGAUCGUUAGCAGCAAAGUCUUGAACGGGAGUGCUUAAUAUAUGAAUCUAUAUAGAGAGAUAGUGUUCAAGUUUGUUCAACGUUAUUUUGCCAUUGCUAUUGAAACAGAAGUAGAAAAACAUCCAGAAUUUUGCUAAUAAAACUUUCUAUGCUAUUCACCAUGACAAAAAUAUUUUAAACUCGUGCAAAAAUUUGUCUGCAUGGAUACUACUUUCAGUACCAAUGCCCAAGAAAGGUUGGACUUAAAAUGUCUUCUUCUUUUUUGUUAAUAUACCCUCCAUAUCCAUGCAUGAUUCAGAGAGGAGACAUGCUUUUUAUCGGAAUUAUAUUGAAAAUCAUGAAGUCGGUCCAAACAUCAAAGAUAAGCUUCUUAUCUUGGAGAACAGCAAAAACUCUAUUAGGACUUUUCGCAGCAGAAAAUCAAAAGUAAGAAAACUUCCGAUGUUUAACUUGUAGACCGAAGAACAGGGUACGUACGACGUGAGAUUCAAUUUGGACAUUGAGAGACAGUUUUUCCAAGCAGAGUUUACGGAACAUGGGGAGAAAUUUUCAAUGUAUUUGGACCAAAAAAAUGUAAGUAUUUUUAAGCAUUUCUUUUAGGAGAUUUGAAAUGUUUUGCGUCUUGUAUGUCGUCAGAAUAAGAUUUAGGCCCUGUCCACACUAAUGCGGUUUCAAAAGUAUGCGUUUUCGUUGUCAUCGAAAACGGAUCGAUCGAUUCGAGUCACCACUACCGUUUUGACUCUUUUUGUGACUGUUCACAAAAAAACGUCCGAAAACGAUAGAGAUGUGCACUUUGUGACGUAAGUUGAACUCUAGGAGAAUGCUAUAAACACACGCGCCAGCGAUAUUUUCGUUCAUCGUUUUCAUGCAUAUUUGAUCCGUUUUCCACUGUUUUCGACCGUCCACACUAAUACGAUCGUUUUGAUCCACUUUCAACGGCAUUUUCAAAUUGAUGCGUUUUCGAUGAAAACGCUUAGCGUAUAAGUGUGGACGGAAGAGGGCCUAAGCGCAUCGAAAUGUAUUCGUUUUCAAACAAAAAUGAAUUAGUGUGGACCAGGCAUUAGUUAACAGAUCUAGAUCAUGACGGCAAACGACAAACGUUAACUUGUACCUCUACGUGAGUUUUUCCGUCCACAUGUCAUUAACUGCUCAUUAUCUCUAUACAGAUAUUAGUAGUUUCAAAACAGAUUGAUCCAUACAGUCACAUUUUGUGAACAUUAUAACCAAAGGAUUAUACCUGGUCAGGGAGUUUCAAGUUAACAUAAAUUACAGCAUCUUUGUUUUCAUCUUUGCUGUUAUUUGCCGCCUUUAUAAUCAGUCCCCUCUCCCAUCUAUGAUUAGACUUCAAAAACUCACCAUUUGCUACUGUGUAUGAGCUUUCAAAAUGUUUACGGUUCUAAAAUUUUGGAUGUUUUGUAGAACAAGUAUUACUUGGUCCACCCAGGUGGGUGCAUCGCUGGCGACCCUAGCACGGCACAGAUGUUCCCGCUCAACCCCGGAGAAUUCAGCCAAUAUCUAACACCAGUUGCCUCUGGUAAACUCGGAUUAAAUGGAGCUUCCGUUAACCUGUAUUCAGUCAAAACAGAUGAAGGUAAGAAUUCAGAGAUGCAUUGAAUUUUUGCUAGUGCCAUCAAUUAAGCUGGUAACAGAUUCAGGGUUUUAUUAAUCCUAAAGAAGGUAACUAUGUCGUUAAAUAAAUGCAAAGAAUAUCAUCGCAGUAAAAGACGCUACUUAUACAACUGCGAAAAGAAGUGAAGCCAGAAAAAUUUCAUACUUGCGGGGGAAAGUUGCCUCUUAAACUGAGAUGAUCAGUUUUCUUUGUAUUUAUUUCUUCUUUGCGGUUCAGCUAUAUGAAAAUUCAUAAACCCAUUAUUUCAUAUUUCAUUACAGCAACUCAGCCAGAUAACCACUUAGGAGACUAUAACCAGCAUUGUCCCUAACACUGGAAAAAUCAUGCUCAGUUUACUGUUUUUCUACUUGGUAUUCAAAACUGUUACUGAUCCAGGUCUACACAGGAUCCAGUUGUUUGGUGUUUUGCUGCAGUUUUGACUUUAUUUGUGUUUUUGAUACAAAUUGUCCCUAACGCCUGGGGUCGUUUCUCUGCACAAUUACCUGGAAACACUUACCUUAAUCAACCCCUAACCUACUUUCGCAACUAGAAAAAGUUAUAAUUCCUGAGGAGAAAAUGCAUUAGAAUGGUCACACAUUAUGCUUCUCAUCAUAUUUCAAACCGCGAUGAAUUCUGUUUUUCAGGUUCCGGUAUGGUGACUUUGGAGGGUGGUGAUGCUUGCAUUCCAGUGACCUUUGCCUAUCAUGACGAUUCCAGUUCGGACUAUGCAAGGUACGUAACGUUGCUCAUCACUAUUUUCGAGUUUUCUUAGUCCGAUCAUCUGGUUUAAUAGGCAUCAAACUGUAUUUUGCCUACCCAUAGCAUGGGCACGAAUUGUGAAAUCGCAACUUAAACAAAGGGCAACCACAAUCAGGGUGUUCCCACGUUCUUCCGACACUACCGUCUAAUUCAACACAGACAAAUAGAGCCUUCCCUUCCCUAUUACCUUUUAGAGUUGUUGUUUCGCUGCUCAAAUUUGACUGUAAAAAACAGCAAACAAGCCAACUUAGCAAAUAUUUCUUAGGUAUUUAUUGACAAGAACACUUGACUUGAAAAAUCAAUUAGCGCAUGUACAAAGCUGAAAUAGCAGAAAAUCUAAAACAUCUUCCGUCGACAAACUGCUCAAUUACCUGGAUUUUAAAAUGCCAUCAGUUCACUUCUUAAUUAUGGUCUCAGUCUUAUGCAAAUAGUUUGAAAAAAAAAAAAUGAAAUAGAAUAAAAUUAACAAUGAAGGGCGUGGUCGGGGUAGGGGUUGAAUCCAGUUUUAUUUUUCCGCCAAAAUAUAGUACAUUUCAUGAAAGUUUCUAACAACCAAAGCUGUUACCGAUUGUAGCAGUAGGUUGUUAUUAGAACUCCCACGAAGAAGUGUUAGUCCGUCAGUAUAAGCAAGGGUCAAAAGUAAUCACGUGUAUUCCCUAAGUGGGGAAAAACUCAAAAGGCUACAGUAUCUUGUGAAAGGGUACUUGUAACAUGAAACCCGCUCCAAGGAAACAGACAACAGCUUGCACAGGAGUUUUAACGAUAAAACUAGUUUUAUCCUUUGCCAAAAGAUCUGUCCUUUUUUGGUUGGCCCCCAGGGGAAAAUUCCUGCUACACAACAUAUUGAGUGCUUCAUUCCCACACCCCCUGGAAUUCUGUAACUCCUUCCUAAGAUAUCCAUCUUAAAUAAUGAUUACUUCAUUUUAUAUCUAGUUAUUUUGAUUUGCAACCUUCGGUGGACCCCAAAAAGAUGAAAAUACCCGAGGAGUGCAUAAAUGGUCGUCCCUCUAUUCCAGCAAGACUUGUGCGCAUAAGCGAAGCAGUCAAGAGGGGAUUUACAGGAAUCACGGUCAAUAAACGGGGAUUUCCUUGGACUGGCGCUUACGAAGGCGUUCACAAAAGGGGAUUCCCCUGGGUCACACAAGGGUGAUACAUAAAUGAAGUCUCAAGGAUUGGUCGGUUAAGCCCAUAAGAAAGUCUUACGGAAGUCUCAUUUCAAGUAGUAUAUUAGAAUGCAACACUUAAAAUGUAAAAUAUAAAAAACGUAGAAUUUAGUUGUAUUGUUGCAUAUUAAAGUUAAUGUCAUCAGGUGGCUGGUUUCUUCCUUGCUUAUCAAUUAAAAAAACACAAGUCAGUCGAGAAUUUCUACGGUUUCGUGUAAGCUACCUACGCUAGAAUCAUGAAGGCACACUGGCUCACGGAAGUGCAAAAUUGCCUUUAAACAACAAGAAAAAAACGUAACUCAGUAUUGUCCAAGGCAUCAGCAAGCAAACCAAAAUUAAUCAGUUUGAGCGAUUUUCGCCGCAAAGAUCACUUUUAACUUGGCUCCAUCCCGUGUUAUCAAGAUUUGGUCCAGUUGUCCCCUAGCGCUGGCUCUUAAAAAAAAGCCUUUUAAAAAAGGAAGAUUAAAGGUAUGUUUACGGUGGAAAGUGCUCAUGCUCACCUAACUAGACAGUUUACAGGCACCCCACUCAAAUUAUUAGAAACGAAUAAUCCAAAUAGAACAUUACAUGAUAAAAAAUCCCAGCUGACAGGAGGCAGCAAGUUGACUAUUUGCAAGCGCGGGCGAGGUUUUGAACUCAGGAAAACCGAGAACAAAACAAACAAGUGGCCGGUUUGUGACUCCGACGCGCUGAACACUCGGCAAAUAAGGCCUCAGUAUGUCAGCCUAGGUUUAGAACUAUUUUCCCACCGAACAUUUUCCCUCAUAUUUUUGCUCUAUUUUUCAGCACAGAUAUUUUAUCCUCAUUUCAAUUUGCAUUUACGUCUACAGUUGAAAUCAUCCGCGCGGUAUUAGCUUAGUCGGUAGAGCGCUUGAGUUCAGAGUAGGAGGUCGCAAGUUCGAUUCCAGGGGCCGGCCAAGGCUCACUCCCUCUGCACUGCAAGCGGCUUGACCUUCGCGUUGCACGGAUGACCACAUAAAAUGGCGGUCCGCUCCCCAGUAGUGCAUUUUUUUUCCAUUCUGCUUCAGUCCUUUCACGGCUUUAUAAUAGUGAUGAAUUCAACAGAUUGCCCUGCUCCCAAUAUAUGGGUCUUCAUAACAUGGAGGCCAUGGGUUCGUUCCCCGUAAAAACCAUGGCGUUUUUUGGGGCUUAAUUUUCAUUGCAAUAUGCUUAAAUUUGACAUUAUAACUGUAACAGGCGGUGAUAUUUUCAUAUAAAUCAGUUGUCACUUUCUUGCCAGAUUCUGCUGACCCUCAACUUCGAGGAUGAAAUUUUUUAAAGGGCCUGUGUCUUGCCUAUGUCGUGGCUGGCUAGUUCACUUGUUUAUAAUGCCAAUUAGGCGUCCUUAUACGUGUAAAUGACAAAAGCACAGCUUCCCCCAAACAAUCUAUCUCCCAAGCAUUAUAUCAAACGUUACAAACAACGAAAAUGAACUUUGAAACACUGUGUGUUAGGUUUACAAGUUUCAUCUUCAACUUUGUCCAUCCGUGCCUCCUAUAUAUCUAGCCGAUUUUUUAAAAACCAACCUAACGAAAUUUGCAGCAGAAGAGAAAAAAACAAUGGUUGCCCACUUAGUUUUUAUAAUAGCUACUUUUGGCCAGAAAAAAAACUGUUGGACGCAAAAGGUCCAUUUUGGUAAUAACGUUUUCAAAAAUCCGGCUAGAACAUCCUUCAAAAUGAGCAGCCACUUCGAAAUGGCACAGUUUGAAAGAUUGGCAGAAUUAUUUGGAAACAUCUAGCCGUUUUUUUGAAACCCUACCUAACGAAAUUUGCACUCAUUUGAGUGAAAAGACGUCAAAAGGCAGAUUUUUUAAGCCCUACAAGCUCCAAAAUCAUAGGAACGGCUCCAAAAUCAUAGGAACGAAGGAAAAAGAAAGGAACAAGAGCGAGGAGGAGGAAAGGAGGAGAAGAGUAAAAAGCAAUGGUUGCACUCUUAGUUUUUAUAAUAGCUACUUUGGCCAAAAAAAAAAUGUUGAACGCAAAAGGUCCAUUUGGCGAUACCUUCUAAUAAAUCUUUUGAGCUGUUAUUUUUACGUUUCACUCAGUUUUUUCAGUAGUUCUGUCACUCGGUCUGAAUUUUGAUUAAUUCCUUGACACAGCUCUUUAAGGUGUUUCGAUACAGCUUUUCGGAGACCAUGGCGAUAUUUCUCAAUUGCCUUAAAGUGAUUUUAUCCUUGUCCGAUGGCCAUAAAAUUUUCACUACUUGAACUUUGUCAAAAUUUAGUUUUAAUUAAAAUCUAUACUACCAUCUGAUAACAAUGAUAAACAAAACUCUCUGAAAUCAGUCAAAGACGAAUUUGGCGACAUCUAGGCCUGCUUCGAAAAUCCGACAUCAGGAACUUAAAGUGUGGUGUUUGGCAAAUAAUCUCCAUGAGAAUAAAAAAAUCUGUAUGUUUGAAUUUCAAUAAAACGCAAAUAAAUUUCAAAACUUAUAUUUUUAAUAGUCGAGAUAAAAAGAUCAUAUUUUUAUGCUAGUAAAUUCUGGGGUAUUUCCUUGUUUGCGAUCUUAGAAACUAACUUCCAUUCCAAAAGCAACUCGGUUGUGCAAACGCUCUUUUUCAUAUAUCUCACGGAUGGCUCGAUAGAAUUCUUUAAAAUAUCAAAACGCAAUCUUCAUGGCGUGCAUAAUAAUGUGUCAAUUAAACUUUCAUUAACAUGGAUUCACUGCAACAUCCUGCCCUCAAAUUCCAAGCAGAAGCCACUGGUUUGAGGUUAUGCUAAUUUUUUCAAAUUAAUGCGCGAUACUUACCAUCAUGACUGGAUGACUACAUGCGCAUUUGAUCAUUUGAUAUAUGUUUAUUUGCGUAAUACCAAAUAAUAAAUAUUAUUAUUAUUAUUAUUAUCAUGAUAAUGAUUGGCUCGUGGUCAAAACUCGAGCGCAAGAACAGUCCCAUGAUGCAAUUAGAAACAACACCAAACCAGUUUUACUAGCAACUUCCUAGAAGCUUGCCCGCUUUUCCUUUGUUUAUGGGGCUCGUGAACUUGACAAUUUACAUAAGAUGAAAUAAGUUACCGAAGACAUUUUCCCAGAGCUUUCCAUUCGUCAGAACUGACCGACCAGACCAUUCCCGUCAUAAUGAGAAUUUCACUAUUAAUCAAAACUAUUCAGCCAGAUACAUGUGAUAUCCUGUACUUUUGACGUCAUUUUACCGGAUAUUGGUCAACGUUAUGAAGAAUAAGCCGUAGAAUUUAAACCGAUUAAAAAUUGAAUGAGAAAUAUUUGGAAUGCGAAUAAUAAUGUUUUAAACAGUAGAGAAGCUUUUCAUUAGCCUCCUCACCCGCUGACAGUCUGUGUGCAUUGAUUUUUUUAAAUUGGCUAUGAAAGUUUGAGACAAUGAAAUAAUUUAUUUUAGAAAAUUGUCUAUAUUUUUCCAUGAGUAACUCGAAACGUAUUUCGUGUCAAAAUGAUCCAGAAAACUCAUUCUAUUGAAACAAACGUUCAUCUUGGCACUUGGCAAAUUCUAAUCAAUGUCACAGGCUUUGUUUACAUCUAUUUGGCGCUUGUUUUCGAAUAAUUUGAGAGUGGUUUUGUUGGCACCUGUUUAUUUGGUGGGCUCGCGAAUUGUCUUCUCUCUGCCUGUGGAGACUACCUGUUGUUAUACCCAAGCCAUCUCGGCAAAAUUCAAAGUGAAUUCCUGUUGGUAUUCAUAUCAGGCCUUUCUUACAUCGCACAUUAACACUGCCUUGUUAUUUAUCAUGGUAUUUAACGCUUUUUGAGGCUGUGACAACAUAAAACAAGUCUUUUGUUGCUUCGAGGGCACAAGCAACCUCUAGAAUUAAGUUCAUCACCAAACUGGAAGUAACCAUUUUAGGAUUGUUGAACCCAUGCACGCCUUCGCAAGGUGAGAUUUAAUAUUUCAAAUCUAAUAUUUCCUCUCAUUCACUUGAAUUCGAAGACGAAAACAAUAUUAAAAGCCUCUUUUCUCGAAAUAGAGCAGUGAGUUUUUGCUUUUGAAACGUAGACUACCUUAUUACGUAUAUUCAUAGUGAUAAAAGAUACAUAUGCACAGUUACCAAAGGUUUAAUUCGUCUUAAAAACGUGUUAUUUUGUUUCAGUUAGGCGGUAAAAUGUUUGACACUUACACUUGCUUGACGCUUUGAAGAAAAAUUAUAAGAGAUAAGAUAAAAACAAUAAGCUUCGCUUUCACUUAUCUUCUUUUUUGAUUUUUUUCUGUUUUAAUUUAAGUUUAAAAACAAUCUAUGGUUAAUUAACACAAUAGACGGUUUAUUUGUCAGUUUCAAACUGAAGCCUAGCCAAUUUAUUUCUUUGUGUAAAAAAUCCACCAGAAUGCAAUGCGAAUCGAAAGCAAAAAAAAGCAUUUUCGCUCAGUAUUUGUUAGGAUAGAUGUACGUGAAGUCCAAAUAAGGACUGUCCUACCAGACGGACAAGAAGUUCAAUUUUAAAGUUUAAAUGAUUAUUCAUGGAAGCCUGCGCCCAGUUAUAUAGUCAGUGAAACCUGGCAAAUAAACAAAGUAAAGAAUUGAUCAGUUUAUUUUUGUGAAUCCUAGUUAGAAACACAUUAAUCGCACCAACAUUGUCUUUCACAAAGUUAACUCGCUAAUAAAUUAGGCUAAAACUGAAUUAAUUUUUUUCAAUUGCGUAAUAUUAAUUUGCGUUCAUCCUAUAUUAGCUAGUAUAUCGCUAAGUAAAGAUAUCUACGUAAACUAGUGAGUUCGCUUGAUAAUCUCAAACAAUAAAUCGAUUUAAUCCUCUUUAAUGAACACUUUAAUUAACACGUGUACUUGUCACAAUUAAUCAAUUUGCUACUUGGGUCACAAAUAUGUAACACUCUUUAAAAUAGCGUUUCUAAGUGAUUCGAACUGACAACCCUAACUCGUUUGUCAUAGAGAAAUAUGUGUCAAAGCCGUUAUUGAAAGGACAAAAUAAAAAUCGUCGUUGGAUUAAUGAGACAGAGCUAAUUUUAAAUGGUAUUUUCCAGAUCAGAUCUGUUUUAUUGAUUGAAGAUUCUAGAAGUUUUACCAUCUACCUUUAAUAGGUUUUGUGGUUCUAAAUGCAAAAAGCACCAUAUGAAGAAAAACAGCAAUUCUUGAGACGACAGCCUAAAACAAACGUUGUUACCUCAAAGUAAAGUCAAGGUUAAUCCAUGUUUUGGUGAAAUAAAAAGAUUGUCUUGCCUCACUGCGGUCCGUUGUGGUUAACCUUCUGCAAAAUAAUCGUAUAUAAAGUCAGAUAUUUAACUUGAGACGAUCUAUGCAUCUGCGACUAAACUUAAAAUAUAGGAUACUUAGCAUCCAAGUCAAAUUUGCACCUUGAUCGGCUAGGCCAACGCUUUUUAAAUGGUUUUUUAGUUGAGAAUUAAACCGUUUCUUUUUCCCCUUUUAAUAUGAGUGCUCUAGGAGUAAGCAAACUGCCGAUGUGUCAUAUUGUUAAGAAUCACUGCUAAAAACAAAUAACAUUCAAUUGUCUUUAAAGAGUUUAAACCGCGUUAUCUUGUUUCCUUUUGCUCUUUAAUUUUUGAAGAAUGCUUUUCGAAUCAUAUCCCAGACAAUUAAAUGUCCUUUUUGACCUAUUCACAUAAAUACUGACGUUUCAAACCAGUAACUUGUUUUUGUCGACUACAAAUUUUGUUGCAAAAUGGGAGCACAAGUCAGAGCUCAUUUAAUUUAAAUCGAUGUAAAAGCCCGUCUUUCGGUUUUCCGCGGUUUUCAUUUUGUUUUCAAAAGCUCGUUUUAUUUAAAAAACGUUUGGUUGGUGUUAAAGGGGCAAACUUUACAGAUAAUGGAUUAUUUUCUUAUAUUUAUUCUUUGCUCUUAUCAGGGUCAGGAUUUUUAAAUAGCGGCCGAUGAAGAAUGAGACAUGUAGGAGAAUGUACCCAAGACUACGCAUUCAUUUUCUCUGCUUGGUAGCUUUCUUUGUGACCUGCUAUCAACAUCCUGUUUUAGCAGGUAAUUUUUUUUUUCAUUAUUUUUAUUUUUCGCUUCUGUUGUUUCAGUUUGGCAUCAAAAUUUAAAAACAUUUGCGUCACAGGAACGCAAUAACUGCACCUCAUCAUAAACCGACAGUAAGCACUAUCUUGUCUUCUACUAGAGUGACUCAUAAGUUGUUGCACAGUGCUCGAUAUAAUAGAUAACUUUAGAUUCGAGGGCAAGAUCUGCUCCAGGAUGUAAACUGAGUACAGAAAAUAUGUGGUGCUAGGGUGAUCCGACAAAAAUGGAGGCGUGUCAGUGGGUAAUCACGGCAAUUAAGGUGGACAAAAUCGUUUGGCGUUACCACGAGCUGAUAAACUGCUAGCAGCUGCUGAAAGUUGUUAACGCUAGUAAAGAGAGCAGAAGAAUCCAAAUUGCGUGUUUGUUUUUGUCAACUAUUUUGUCAACUAUAGAUCCGCCACUGCUCCAUGUAAACAGCUCUCUUAGAAAAUAAAUGUGGGGGAUUAAAUUUCAAAAAAGCUUACCCUGAUUGUAAUUUGACAUGGUUUGCACUCUUUCGGAAAGAAAAAGUGUAAAUUUUUACCCUUCUUGCUUAUGUAAAUUUCGAUAUUUUCAGCGAAAAAAAUCAAAUUAGUUUUAAGACAUUUGCAUCAUUUCAACAGCAAAUGUGUAGGUUUUCACUAUUAAGUAGUUUAAUAAUUUUUGAGUCUACUGUGUUCACCUAGAAAAACCGAUGUAUAUUGGGUAUAACUUCGGCACAGAGGAUAGAAAUGAAUCUAAAUUUUAUACACAGAAGUAUAGCUAUAUCCAACUGGGGCAGUAAGUCUCGUGAUAUGUCACGUGGUCUCGUGAAAUUUUUUCUGAAAAUCCUCAGUAAAACUGUCAACGCCUUAAAGAAACUCACAGGAAAUCAAGUAAUAACAUUUUGAUGAAAAUUGAAAUACUCAGUCAUGUCUUGAUCAUAAGCUGUCCUAGCACUUCAAUAAAAAGUUAUGAGAGCAAACGUCAUUUCAAAGGCUAAAUUCAAAUUCAGUCUUAAAUUGUUCAAAACUUCAAUUGUAAACUUUGAGUACUUUCAUAUAUCCUCUCUCCUCAAACAACAUUUAUUAAACCAUGCAAAUUAAACAUUAAUUCGCCACCAAUUCACUGAUUUCUUUUGAAAAUUUAAAUUUUUGACCACGCAGCAUGUCAAGUGAACAUACUGCAGUUAUAAGUGAAGAAACAAGAAGGUCUCACGAUUAACAUUUGGGGAAAAUUUCAUCUUGUUCUAGGUAUUCCAGCGACAGAUAUCUCCAAUCAGUAAUAUUUUGCGAACACACGUUUGACACUGGCCUUAAAAAUUCUUGAGAAAGUUUUUUUUUUUAAAUGCCAUUUUUUGCCCUCAGCAGUAUUUAAAAUAGCACUAAUUCAAAGA